Molecule: messenger RNA, 3064 nt
Organism: Chiloscyllium plagiosum (whitespotted bambooshark)
Lineage: Eukaryota; Metazoa; Chordata; Chondrichthyes; Orectolobiformes; Hemiscylliidae
Gene: wfikkn2a
Product: info WAP, follistatin/kazal, immunoglobulin, kunitz and netrin domain containing 2a
Biological process (GO): transforming growth factor beta receptor signaling pathway
Cellular component (GO): extracellular region
Molecular function (GO): receptor antagonist activity; serine-type endopeptidase inhibitor activity; transforming growth factor beta binding
Source: RefSeq, a predicted model, not a curated record
UAGGAAAUCUCAUUAACCACUCGCUUUUCGCCAAAAUCACGUGGAGCUGAAACGGUUUAAUCCCGUGUCCUCGGUCUGAGAGCACCGAGAGUGGGAGAGAGACAGAGAGGGAGAGGGGUCUGAGAGCACCGACAGAGGGAGAGAGAGUGAGAGGAGAGAGAGAGUCUGAGAGCAUCGAGAGAGCGAGAGGGUCAGUUAAAUAAAUAGUCAGAGAGAGGGAAAGAGAAGUAGAUAGGGACAGAGACAGAGAACUAGUCAUAGAGAGGGGGAUAAAGAGAGAGAAAGGAAUUGAUGAGAACUCGGAAAGUUUCUUUUGCUGCUUGCCUGUGGGUUUAGCCUGUGUCUCAGUAUGUGCUGUAUUCCGCUGGCUGUGAUCAGGAGGCUGUCUCUGGGAGUUCAGCUCCUCACCUUACUGUCUGUGGCUGCUCACUAUGUGGCUGGGGCACGGAUCAAAUACUCCCACGCUGGGAUUUGUCCCAAUGAGAUGAGUCCCAGCCUCUGGGUAGACGCACAGAGCACCUGCCUCCGGGAGUGUGAGACCGACCAGGACUGUGAAACGUUUGAGAAGUGUUGUCCGAACGUGUGUGGUAUGAAGAGUUGUGUUGCUGCCAGGUACAUGGCUGUUAAAGGGAGGAAGGGCCCAGUUGGGAUGCCUCGGGGAGCCACUUGUGACCGCUUCAUGUGUGUCCAGCAGGGCUCUGAGUGUGACAUCUGGGACGGGCAGCCUGUGUGCAAGUGCAAGGAUCGGUGUGAGAAGGAGCCACACUUUACCUGUGCCUCUGAUGGGUUAACGUACUACAACAAAUGUUACAUGGAUGCUGAGGCAUGUACCAAGGGCAUCACCCUAACUGUGGUCACAUGUACCCACCAGGUGGCCUGGCCACACACUAGCCCCAUGACAAUGCAGACCACUGCCCGGCCCACCACGGCCGACUUGCUCACCACCUCCCAGGACGUGGUGCCACCAGCUUUGCUUUCCAACCCGGUCCACCAGUCCACCUACGUGGGAGGCACAGUCAGCUUCCUCUGCGAUGUCAGUGGCAGACCAAGGCCCGAGGUCACAUGGGAGAAGGAGCUGGAAGGGAGGGAGAACAUCAUCAUGAGGCCCAACCAUGUCAAUGGCAAUGUGGUGGUCACUAACAUUGGCCAGCUGGUCAUUUACAAUGCUCAGCUGCAAGACGCUGGGAUCUACACCUGCACAGCCCGCAAUGCUGGAGGCUUCCUGAGGGCGAAUGUUCCACUCUCAGUGAUCAAACGGGAAGACCUGAUGAGGCAGAACUCUGCCAACACAACUCAGAUCCCAGCGACCGAGUGUCUGAAACAGCCCGACCGUGGCAGCUGUGGAGAGCCUCAGAUCAGAUGGUAUUAUGACCCCAAGAAAAACAACUGCUUCACCUUUAAUUACGGACGCUGCGAUGGGAACAUGAACCACUUUGAGACCUAUGAGGCUUGUAUGUCAACAUGCAUGAAUGAGCCAGUCAAUAUCUGCAAUCUGCCUGCUCUCCAGGGUCCCUGUAAGGUCUGGGAUCCCCGCUGGGCCUACAACAGCCUGAUGAAGCAGUGUCAAUCCUUCAUCUACGGAGGCUGUGGGGGCAAUGAGAACAAUUUUGAAAGCAGGGAGACCUGUGAGGAAAUCUGUCCAUACCCCAGGAGCCAGCAAUGUAAGGUCUGCAAACCACGCUUCAAAAUAGUGACAAGCUAUUGCAAGAGUGACUAUGUGAUAGUUGGCCGCAUGACUGAACUGACAGAAGAUGCAGACUCUGGCCGAGCAUUGUUCACUGUAGACAGAGUCCUGAAGGAUGAGAAGAUGGGGCUUCAGUUCUUUGGCAGUGAGGUCCUGGAGAUCACACUCUUAAACAUGGACUGGAACUGCCCCUGUCCCAACAUGACCACAGAAGAUGGUCCUCUGAUUGUCAUGGGAGAUGUCCACAAUGGGAUGGCUGUUCUCCAGCCCCAUAGUUUUGUGAGGACUGUGAAUGAGAAACGGAUCAAGAAGCUGUUUGAAGUCAAAGAUAAGAAAACCUGUGACCUCUUAAGAGAACUGACUGGACUUCAAUAGGCUGCUAUUUGCAAAGGUUCUUAAGAGAAAAAUGAUUUACAAAAAGCUUUUUUGGAAAAAUCUCACUUUUGACAAACUAAUUAAAUGAGCACUUAAUGUCUUAGAUUUGUAACAGCUUACAACAUGUCUCAGUAGGUCUUUGAUGAUUGAGAAGAUCAUUUCUUACAGAUGGGCCUUGGUAAUAACACAAUGAACUCUCAAUGUUAGCAAUUUAUUAUUCAAAGUAUUUAAAGGUCCUGAAUUCUGCUGGAUUUUCCAAUACUCUGGACAGAAUGAAGGGAGAUGUUUGUUUUCUUAUUGUUGUCUCUUAGUCACCUCUGAGUUACCACGUGAUCUAAAUCAGAAAAUCACAUCAGGCCUCAAGUCUUCAUGAGUCUGAACCUUCUGAUGCACUGGGUCAGUCCUGGGACGGGGAGGGGAUUGGCUGCCCUGAAAUGUCAGAGACUCGCAGCAUCAUUGAAGGUCUGUUCCUUGGCAGCAGCUCAGCUCAAGUGGCUGUGUCUGUGGGUGGGUCUGUCUUGCCCACCUUCCAAAGCUGGGUACUUACCAUCACAGACUGAUCUGGCCAAUUAUACCAAACGUAAAGCCACACUGCACAAUCUGAACUAUAACAAAACAUUACAUUCAUCAGCCCCAGUUUAAGGGCAAGGGAUGGAAGACAAGAAUGGUUAAAGAUGACCAGGAGAGACCUAGAGACAGCAGCUAGUGGCAGAUACCUUCCACCAAAUUCCUGCAGUGGCUUUGCCAGUCAGGUUGGCUCACUCUGCCUUGGAACGUUGUGAAAUAUACAUGACAUCAACAACACCACAGGGCAGGGUACUGGCACUGCAAACAAUUCAGCAAGGCCAGAUACUCGAGGAAGCACUGGUCAGCUUGUAAACUAACAACAGAAUUAUACUUGUCAGUGUUAGAGGGAGUUUUACCCUGUCUCUAACCCUGUGCUGUCCCUGUCCUGGGAGUGUUUGAAGGGGGACAGUGUAGACAGAGCUUUACUCUGUAUCUAAA